UUUUUUUUUUCUUCCUUCUUUUCUUUUUCUCUUUUUAUUUAGAUCAAACCAACAAUUGUAGUUUUUUAGUUUUUUUUUGUUUUUCGCAUAUGUAUUAUAAUCAUCCCUCAUUUUCACCCACUAUGGAUGCCACUAUGGCAGCUGUACCCUCCACAGCAGUAACCAACACAGCUACCACAGCAGCGACUGCAGCUGCCGUGGAGGAUGAUAUGAACCUAUUGAUCAGUCCCUUUGAACCCUUUUCUGUCAAUGACAUGAAUCAAAUCAACUAUAAUAAUACGAUGCCAAUGCAACAACCCAAUACAAAUACGUUGCAUGAAAGUUCAAUGUCGCCUAUGCCCACCAAAUUCAAUUUAUAUGAAUCCUCCCCUCCAAUGCAACCUCAUUUUGAAAUGAUGAGUCAUUUUACUACCAACGACUUUAUCUCUCGCUCUCCCGAAUCCUCUUCUUCCUCCAUGAAUGAUUCCAAUAUGAUUUCACCGCCUACACAGUUUUAUUCCACAGCCAAUUAUAUGCACCCCACAAUCACAGCAGCCAAUGAUGAUUAUCCAGACUACAUCUGGCCAGAUGCCUUUGACCACUAUUCCACAUUAAAGCGUUCUUCAUCUGUCCCACCUGGCUUUCAUAAAAACAAGCCUGAUCCACAAGACCCUGUUUAUUCCUUUCAACAGCAGCAGCAACAGCCUUCUUACCCCAUGGUUCCUUCACAACCUCCACUUCCACAACAACAACAACAACAACCACAACCACAAUCACAACAGCAACCCAAAGUGCCGCUACCUAUACAAAUCAAACGUUUGAUUCGAUCCCAUCAAGCCAAUAAUGUCAACCACAAAGCUCCUUUGGAUCCUGAACAACACCGUCGUCAAUUGGAUAAAAAGCUUGAAAAAGUAAACUUUGACGAUAUCACGGUAGCAGAAUUGAAAGAAAUGCUAAGGGAGAGAGGUUUAUCAGCGACAGGUCGCAAAGCUGAACUCAUGCAUCGCUUAAAAGAAGAACACGGUAGGAUGAUCCAUCGAAAGCAUGGUAUUGUUUCUGCACCACCACCACCACCACCACCACUGCCAGCCAUGAACGGUAUCGCGGCUGUUCCUGGUGGUGCUGAUACUGUUGCUGCUGGAUCAGCCAGCGUUCCCAUGACACAUCGUCGCGUGUCGGCAGCGCUGACUCACAACAAACCUCACCACCACCACUCCAAAAAUGUAUACAAUUACUAUUACAACUAUCACAGUCCUUAUGCGACACCUCCCAUCCGCCAUAAUUCUAUUUCCACUGCUCAUUUAAAUCUACAACACCAAUAUGAAAUGAUGGCAGGUGAUACGCUCGCUUCUUCUGCUCCCCAUCCUACCCCCGCUUUUUAUACUCAUUAUCCUCCUUACCAUGCCAUGGCUGCUGCUGCUGUUCCUUCGCCGUCUGCUGUCACCAACACAAACACAUCGGCGAUGAAACCGUCUCAAUUACGUGCCAGUUUUGCUGCUCCCACACAAGAACAAGACAGCCACAGGAUGGAGGAGGAGAGCACCCCUCUGUCCAGCAUGCCUUUACCUUUGCCACCAGAAGCUCAGUUACAACCUCAUCCAUUACCACUACAACAUCAUCCCUUCAGCCAUGACCCUUCUGAUCUGUGGGAUGAUCAUCAAUUACAAAACUUUCUCAAUCAGAUAUAGAGACAAGAAGAAAAAGCAAAAAAAAAAAAAAAAAAAAAAA
Messenger RNA from Mycotypha africana, 1707 nucleotides. RefSeq lists its product as uncharacterized. The coding region runs from base 90 to 1667 and encodes 525 amino acids. The record is from RefSeq and is a predicted model, not a curated record. Lineage: Eukaryota; Fungi; Mucoromycota; Mucoromycetes; Mucorales; Mycotyphaceae. The transcript has 2 exons.